This is a messenger RNA of Vanessa tameamea, 1914 nucleotides long. Its product is annotated as monocarboxylate transporter 9-like. Gene Ontology annotation, cellular component: membrane. The coding region runs from base 264 to 1868 and encodes 534 amino acids. The record is from RefSeq and is a predicted model, not a curated record. Gene Ontology annotation, biological process: transmembrane transport. Lineage: Eukaryota; Metazoa; Arthropoda; Insecta; Lepidoptera; Nymphalidae. Gene Ontology annotation, molecular function: monocarboxylic acid transmembrane transporter activity. The transcript is spliced from 6 exons.
CUAGCCGUCGCCUUGUAACAAUACGUGCGGGUACGCUCUGAGCCUACCACGAACUACGAAAUAAUACAGUGUUUAGUGCCAUCAGAUCCUCUAUAGAAAAGAUAAAUUGAACGGGUAGUGAUUACGAAUAAUGGUUAAUAAUAAACGCCGUGAUGGCGGCUGAGUGAGCUUGUGAAAGUGAUUCGACUUAAGACGGACUUUGUGGACAACUCUUAUUGUUCAAGAAAUGUGACGGUUUCCCACCCGGAAUCACUUUCGUUAAAAUGUCUCGUGCAAUGAAUAAAGUGCCACCCGAUGGGGGGUACGGAUGGGUCGUCACUUCCGCCUACGCGUUAAAUAAUGUGGUGGUACUGCCUCUUAUAGUAAGCUUCGGCUUGGUCUUUCAAGAAGCCUUUGAUGAAACUGACUUGUCUGCAACACAGGGGAGCCUCGUUAUCGUCUUAAACCAUGGAAUCGGAAUGCUUCUGUCAUUUUUCGGAGGACCCGUACUUUAUCGCUUUGGGUACAGAAAAGUAGCAGUUGUCGGGGCUUUAUUGGUCUCAUCCGGCCUUAUAUUAACUGCCCUUGCGACCAACUUCUGGCUGUUUAUAAUCUCUUACAGUAUUAUUAAUUCUAUGGGGGUUGCAGCAGUUAUGGCAGCCUUUUCAUUAGCAAUAAAUUCGUACUUUAAAGAAAAAAGAGCACGAGCUGUUGGCAUUGGCAUGUCCAUAACAGGAUUAGGAGCUAUUUUUAUGCCAUUACUAAUGAGCGUUCUUAUUUAUACGUACGGUUGGAGAUACGCCGUUCUAAUUUUAAGCGCAAUAUGUCUUCAUUCCCUCCUAGCAGCAUGUUUACUUAGACCGGCUAAGUGGUACUUAAAAGAUCCCCAAAUAUCAGAAGAAAUGGUUCCAUUAAACAAAGAUCUUAGCAUAGAGCUAGUAAAUGGCAGCUUUACGACAUCGUCUAAACAAGGAAUUCAUUCACUGCCUAAAUUAGACGAAUCUAUUGAAAAUGGUCUACCACCACCCAAAAGUGUUUCUAUGCGAGCUUUAAGUGGUUCUAACGGUAUUAUCAAUAGGAAUGCGAUUUCGCAUCCCGAUAUACGAAAAGAAACAUACGAAAUGCCUCUUGCCGAAUCCAAAUAUAAGUGGUGGGAAUCUCAAGAAAUUAAUUUGGGUAGCUCCAUAAAUAUAUUCAAUGAAACAGAAUAUGAUAAAAAGGAGAAAGAAUUAACAAAAGACUUGUCUGAAGAAAAAAAAUCGAAAGGAUUUGUACAAAAAUUUAUAGAUUUCUUCGAUCUAACUCUUCUGAAAGAUCCAAUAUUUAUAAAUAUACUAAUAGGGUUAUCAUUGGCUUCGUGCGUCGAAAUAAACUUUUCCCUGUUGCUGCCUAUUAUACUCAAAGAUAUGUUGAAUUUUGAGACGUCCGAUAUUGCUAAGAUUAUGGCCGUAAUAGGGUUCUCCGACACUCUGUUUCGGCUUGUAUCAGCGUUCAUCGGAGAGUGGUGUCACAGGCCUCCUCGAGUUAUGUACCUAGUAUGCCUGAUGAUAAUCAUCUUCACGAGAACAAUAAUGCUGUUCACGACGACGUUUAGCGGCAUGCUCUUUGUAGCGUUCUUGAUAGGAGUGACUAAGGGUAUACGAACCGUGUACAUGAAUAUCAUAAUCCCGAAUUAUGUGCCUCUGGAGCGGCUGCCCUUCGCUUCUGGAAUUCAAAUGCUCUGUAAUGGGAUCGUUAUAACCACCAUCGGUUCACUCUUAGGUCGCUUCCGUGACUUGUCUGGAUCUUACAGGAUGCCCAUAAUUAUUCUGAAUUUUGUUACGUUUUUAACAAUCAUCUUGUGGAGUGCAGAGUUUAUCUACUUCAGGAUAAAGAACAGAAAUAAUUAACAAAUAUCUGAAUAGAAUGAUUUAUUGUUGGAUGUUACAUUAGCUU